AUGGGAUGUACUGGUAAAACCAUUGAAUAUCCCUUCGAUACUAUAAAAGUUAGAUUACAAUCUCAACCACAUGAUCAACCUUUAAAAUAUUUAAAUACUAUAGAUUGUAUCAAAAAAACUUAUAAAUCUGAAGGUUUCCAUGGAUUUUAUAGAGGUUUAACUUCACCAAUUAUUGGUGCAGCUGCUGAAAAUGCUUGUUUAUUUGUUACAUAUAAUUUAACUCAAGAUUUUAUUAAAUCUCAUGUGUUGAAUAUACCCAAAGACCAAAAAUUACCAUUAAAUUAUUUAAUCGUUGCUGGUGGGUUUAGUGGGAUUGUUGCAUCUUUUAUAUUAACUCCAAUUGAAUUAGUUAAAUGUAAAAUUCAAGUUGAACAUGUUUAUUCUAAAGAAGAUUCCACUAUAUUAAAACAAAUCAAGAAAAUUUAUAAACAAACUGGUAUAAAAGGUUUUUGGUUUGGUCAAACUGGUACUUUGUUAAGAGAAUGUGGUGGUACUGCAUCAUGGUUUGGUUCAUAUGAAUUUAUUUCAUAUAAUUUAAAAAAAUUAAGAUCUCCUUCUGCCCCAGAUAAGAUUGAAUCAACUAUACCAGAAUUAUUAAUAAGUGGUGCAAGUGCAGGUAUAAUGUAUAAUUUAUCAUUAUUUCCAGCAGAUACAAUAAAAUCCAAGAUGCAAACAAGUUCAAUUAUAAAUCCAAAUGAACAAUUAAAUUUUAUACAAACUGGAUUGAAAAUUUAUAAAUAUAGUGGAUUUAAAGGAUUCUAUACUGGUUUAGGAAUUACUUUAACAAGAGCUAUACCUUCAAAUGCUGUUAUUUUCUUUACUUAUGAACAAUUAAAGAAGACUUUUACAUAG
This is a messenger RNA of Hansenula ciferrii, 852 nucleotides long. RefSeq names its product Ort1p (gene ORT1). The record is from RefSeq and is a predicted model, not a curated record. Gene Ontology annotation, biological process: mitochondrial L-ornithine transmembrane transport. The transcript has 2 exons. Bases 1 to 852 code for a protein of 283 amino acids. Gene Ontology annotation, molecular function: L-ornithine transmembrane transporter activity. NCBI's taxonomy places the organism in Eukaryota, Fungi, Ascomycota, Saccharomycetes, Phaffomycetales, Wickerhamomycetaceae.